GCGGCCUCACCUACUUCCUACUGGGCGGCGGAGGACCCAGGGCUGUCGGGAAUUGCCCGUACAACUCGAGCUCCGGGGCAGGGACCUCAAGGAAGGAGGGCCUCCGAAGCAGCGCCUACCUCUCUCCCUCUGGCCCCAGGAUGGCGGACUCGGAGCAUAGCCCAACUCCGAAAUGCUCGGCCGCCUGCACUGCGUUCUCCCGCACCCGCAAGGGGAUUUUCCUCUUGGCCGAGAUGGUGCUGUGUUUGCUGAUCAUCAUCUGUUACUCAGCCUCCCGAGUGAAGGGUUACCUUACUUUACCUGUGCUGGAGAUGGUCAUGGCUGGGGUCUUUUUUGUCAUCUUUAUGUUGAACAUACAUCACCAGUUGCAGUUCAUCAACUGGCCCUGGAGUGACUUCUUCCGAGGUCUCAUCGCAUCUGUCCUCUUCUUCAUCACCUCACUUAUUACCAUCAUCAAAAAUGUGGAUGCUCAGAGUAUGGUUGGAGGGGUAUUGGGGCUGGUGGCCACCAUCCUGUUUGCCUAUGAUGCCUAUAGCACUUUCCAAGGCCAGCGGAGCCGCCACACCCCAGCUGCCACUGAGUCUCCCGAUGGCCCCUCCUAGCACCACUGUGGCCACCAUGGGCUCCCUCACUCACAAAAGGAGGAUGAAGAGGGUGACCAGUGGAGAAGCCCAAGUGUCUUUGGAUCUCCCUCAGCCCCUUCUUGCAGGAGCCAGCCUCUUUGCCCCCAUGAGCCUCAGCUGCAGCCCUCAGUCAAGUUGUACCAACUUGUCCCAGAGAGGAGGCCAAAGGCUUUGGGGCAGAGGGCAGGAAGAGGAUGAAUAAACGGGUAAUAAAUUGA
Vombatus ursinus (common wombat) is the source of this 841-nucleotide messenger RNA. RefSeq names its product proteolipid protein 2 (gene PLP2). NCBI's taxonomy places the organism in Eukaryota, Metazoa, Chordata, Mammalia, Diprotodontia, Vombatidae. The transcript has 5 exons. The record is from RefSeq and is a predicted model, not a curated record. The coding region runs from base 141 to 602 and encodes 153 amino acids. Gene Ontology annotation, cellular component: membrane.